This is a messenger RNA of Brenthis ino (lesser marbled fritillary), 528 nucleotides long. The record is from the annotation of a GenBank genome assembly. Lineage: Eukaryota; Metazoa; Arthropoda; Insecta; Lepidoptera; Nymphalidae.
AUGGUAAAUAAAUCUACAAUCGAUAAUAAAAUUAAAGAUAACUCUAGGAAAUAUCAAGAAUUAUUAGACAGUGAUGACGAAUUUCCUAUUGAUUAUUAUGAAAUUCCUUCUACUCCUGCAUACAAGAUUGACAGUCGUUUUGACAAGAUUACGUUUAAGUGGAUUAAUGACCCAGAAAAAUACAAUUAUUCAAAUAAAAAUUUGCCGUCUAAAACAAAUCCCUUGACUGAAAAACAGGAUAAUGUACAGCAGGAUCCUACUACAGGCAAUAUAAUUAAUGAUAGGCUAGUGAUACAAAAAGGCAUUCUAAGUAAAAAAGAUUUAUAUUGUUUGAAAUUAAUUCAAGGGUGUAUUGGUGACUCUACAUUUACGUGGCUUAUACAAUUUUUGAUUUAUAAAGAUAUUCAAUCAAUUUAUAGUAUCCCUAAAAGUUGUCUUGUGAGUACUGGUUUAUGCUAUGAAAAAAAUGCUUAUAAAAACAUGUCUUUAUGUGAAACUAAAAGUUUGUAUAAGCUUGUCAUUAAAGUU